Molecule: messenger RNA, 1763 nt
Organism: Scutellospora calospora
Lineage: Eukaryota; Fungi; Glomeromycota; Glomeromycetes; Diversisporales; Gigasporaceae
Source: the annotation of a GenBank genome assembly
CAAAUUGCACUUUUGCUGAUAUGAAGGACUCAGCGUUUACUUCUUAUGACUGUAUUACCAGGCCUCUUAAAGUGAUCAAGCAUCAACUUGAACAAUCAUAUCGUUCUGAUUCGUCGACGCAAAAUGAAUUUGACAUUCCAACAUAUUUUCAAACCAUUUUCUCAACAGAAGAAAGCGUGCUUGAGAUACCUUCUUUAAAUGAUAUUCCCAUAUACGACAUUCCACACAAUUCGCUCGUACGUUUUCGAGCUAUGAUUCAGAACACGGGAUUUGGGCAUGAAAUGUUUGUAAGUUUUUACGAAACGUCGGACCAUAAGGGUAACAAGAAAUGGAAAUUUAACAAAUACUCGGAUGAUAUGGAUACGGAUGUAAUGUUUGACUUCGAUCCGAAUACACAAUAUAAUCGAUUUGAUGAGAGAUAUUUAUAUUAUUGCGAAUGUCCGUCGUUCAGUGAAAUAGGAACAGACAUUGAAGAAAUUGUGAGAUCGACGGCGAAUAUGCAUUUAGACAGUGGUAAGAAUGGGAAUGGAUUUAAAAAAGUCGCAUCCAAAUUUCCAUUUCCCAAUGAAGACCACUUUUAUGAAAAAGAUGAUUCUCUCAAAGUAACCGAUGUUGUUGAAUUUAUCGGUGUUCUUUCUCAUCCUAAAGAAUUAAGUGACGAUGGGCUAGAACAAGGCAAUGAAGAAUGUGGUUUUGAUGUUGCAUUCUCCAUUGUUCCUUGCAUCCAUGCGAUCUAUUACAGGACUCUUCAUAUGUCAGGAAAUCCGCUUAUAUCAUUUCAACUUACGGAUCCUUAUGAGAUACAACGUCGUUCAAUUCAUACACGAAGUUCGUUACUCCAAUAUAUUGCUGCCGCGUUUAAAGGCGAUCACUUGGUCGCAGAAUUUGUCUUGUUACAACUUCUAUCUAGAAUAUAUAAUCGACGCAAUGGUUUAACCCUUGGCAAGCUUAUAUUGAAUAUAAGUAACGUGCCAUCAUCUUCUAUUAUUACAAAUGGGAACUUAUCUUCAUCUUCCAAUUUGGGCCUAAUUCACUCGAAUAUGUUUACCAAACGUGUUUCCGCUGUUCUUUCUUCACUUUUGCCAAAAUAUCAUGAUCUUCCACUAACUCUUUCGACUCUCAACGAGCUCUUUUUUUAUCCACGAGAUAACGAUAAGUUGGAUUCUGGGAUUCUUCAAGUCAGCCAGGGAACUUGGUUUUUGAUUGAUGAAACUGUUAUGGAAGAAGGAAAGCUUGAUGACAUUGGCGUUCGUAAUCUACAGGCUUUGAAUGAAAUUCUGGACAAUCAGAAACUCAAAUAUGCAUUUCCGUUUAGCGAUUUUGAGUUUGAAACUGAUAUUGGAGCAAUUAUAUUGUCGAAUGCUAGAUCGUUUUUACCAUGUGAUUGUAUUAUUCCUUUACAACCUAAUGAUGAAGAAACAAUAAUGUUUGAAGUACAAGAAGACAUCUUAGCAGAAUUUAGGACAUACCUUAGUAUUCUCCGAUGCGCCGAAUAUUCUAUUCCUGAGAGUGUUUCGGAGCAUAUUCAAAACGAGUUCGUCAACCAACGAAAAAACGCCUCAAAAACUGGACAACCGUUGGUAACUCAAACUGACCUGUUACUGCGAAUGACUUUAGCAAGGUUGGUAACGUUAAGCUUUGGUCAAUUGGAACUAACACCAGAAUUAUGGGAUUAUACACAAAAGUUGGAUGAGCAACGAAAAAUGCUGUGCCGUUAUGAGUUUAUAAAUAUGAACGCUGUCGGAAGAAAACCGAACUUCUGA